This is a messenger RNA of Acinonyx jubatus (cheetah), 5425 nucleotides long. RefSeq names its product sphingomyelin phosphodiesterase 3 (gene SMPD3). The record is from RefSeq and is a predicted model, not a curated record. Gene Ontology annotation, molecular function: sphingomyelin phosphodiesterase activity. Gene Ontology annotation, biological process: sphingomyelin metabolic process. Gene Ontology annotation, cellular component: cytoplasm; extracellular region. The transcript is spliced from 10 exons. Lineage: Eukaryota; Metazoa; Chordata; Mammalia; Carnivora; Felidae. The coding region runs from base 596 to 2560 and encodes 654 amino acids.
GCGGAGUCAGCGGAAUGAGGCGCGGAGCUGUUCGCCGCUCCAGGUGCUGAGUCCGAGGGAGGCUCCCGACGCGAGAGCCGCGGUCUCCGCCGCCGCCACCGCCGCCGCCGUCACCGCGAGAGCCACCGCGGGAAAGCCGGGGCAGUGAGGAGCGCAGAGGAGCUCGUUGCGCUGCCGAGCGCUGACAGCCCUCCCUCCUCUUUGAGGUCCUGACUGCAGUGGCGCCCCCUCUUCAGACGAAGAUCAAGAGGGUCUCAGUGGCUCCUUCUCAGGUCCCGUCCGGUCCUCACUGUAGGGAGAGGAACACGUUUGUGAAGGCCAGCAGCUCCAGCCUAAACAGUGCAGAUGGGUCUCUGAGGAUCUGAAAGCAUCACAGGUUCUCCAGCAGGCCUUGGUGGCCCAGCAUGGCCCACUGAGGUGAACCAUGACCAGUUGGCCAACACUCGCCACUGACCACUCAGAGACGCAUCUCACCAGGAGGUGACCCCUCCUCCAACGGACCCCCGCCCCCCGCUCACCCACCCCUCCCAGGAAAGUGCCCGCGCCGCCACAGACACCAUGUAGUAGGGCCGGCUGCGGCGCCCAGUGAGCUGCGAUGGUUUUGUACACGGCCCCCUUUCCCAAUAGCUGUCUGUCCGCCCUGCACGCCGUGUCCUGGGCCCUCAUCUUCCCAUGCUACUGGCUGCUGGACCGGCUCGUGGCCUCCUUCAUACCCAUUGCCUGCCAGAAACGCCAGCGGGCAGAUGACCCGUGCUACCUCCAGCUGCUUUGCACCGUGCUCUUUGCGCCCGUCUACCUGGCCCUCCUGGUCGCCUCGCUGCCCUUCGCCUUUGUUGGGUUCCUCCUCUGGUCCCCACUGCAGUCUGCCCGCCGACCCUACAUCUACUCCCGGCUGGAGGACAAGGGCCCGGCCGGUGGGGCGGCCCUGCUCAGUGAAUGGAAGGGUACAGGUCCUGGCAAAAGCUUCUGCUUCGCCACUGCCAACCUCUGCCUCCUCCCUGACUCGCUGGCCAGGCUCAACAAUGUUUUUAACACCCAAGCACGAGCCAAAGAGAUUGGGCAGAGAAUCCGCAAUGGGGCCAGCCGGCCCCAGAUCAAAAUCUACAUCGAUUCGCCCACCAACACCUCCAUCAGCGCGGCCAGCUUUAGCAGCCUGGUGUCACCGCAGGGCAGUGAUGGCGUGGCCCGGGCCGUCCCUGGGAGCAUUAAGAGGACGGCCUCUGUGGAAUACAAGGGUGACAGCGGGCAUCGCUCCAGUGACGAGGCUGCCAACGGCCCGGCUUCCGGGGACCCGGCCGAAGGCGGUAGCCUGGAGGACGCCUGCAUUGUGCGCAUCGGAGGCGAGGACGGGGGCCGGCCCCCUGAAGCUGAUGACUCCGCCUCUGGGGGCCAGGCCAGGAACGGGGCCGGUGGGGGAUCGCGGGGCCAGACGCCCAACCACAGUCAGCGGGAUGGGGACUCGGGGAGCCUGGGCAGCCCCUCGGCCUCCAGGGAGUCCCUGGUGAAGGCGCGGGACGGCGGCAGCGGGGAGCCGGGCACCACCAACAGCAAGCUCCCCUACAAGGCCUCCGGGGUGAAAAAGGCUGCCGCGCGCAAGAGGCGCCACCCGGACGAGGCCUUUGACCACGAGGUCUCCGCUUUCUUCCCCGCCAACCUGGACUUCCUGUGCCUGCAGGAGGUGUUUGACAAGCGGGCAGCCGCCAAGUUGAAAGCCCAGCUGCACGGCUACUUCGAGUACAUUCUGUAUGACGUCGGGGUCUACGGCUGCCAAGGCUGCUGCAGCUUCAAGUGUCUCAACAGCGGCCUCUUCUUUGCCAGCCGCUACCCCAUCAUGGACGUGGCCUAUCACUGUUACCCCAACGGGCGCGGCUCCGAUGGCCUGGCCUCGAAAGGAGCGCUGUUUCUCAAGGUGCAGGUGGGAAGCACACCUCAGGACCAAAGAAUCGUCGGGUACAUCUCCUGCACACACCUGCAUGCCCUGCCAGAGGACAGUGCCAUCCGUUGUGAGCAGCUGGACCUGCUUCAGGACUGGCUGGCUGAUUUCCGAAAAUCUACCUCCUCGUCCAGCACAGCCAACCCCGAGGAGCUGGUGGCAUUUGAUGUCGUCUGUGGAGAUUUUAACUUUGACAACUGCUCCUCUGAUGACAAGCUGGAGCAGCAGCACUCCCUGUUUACACACUACAAGGACCCCUGCCGCCUGGGGCCUGGAGAGGAGAAGUCCUGGGCCAUCGGUACCAUGCUGGACACAGAUAACCUCUACGAUGAGGACGUGUGCACCCCUGACAACCUGCAAAAGGUCUUGGAGACCGAGGAAGGCCGCAGGGAGUACCUGGCUUUCCCCACCAGCAAGAGCCCCGGGGCAGGCCAGAAGGGACGCAAGGACCUGCUGAAGGGCAACGGCAGACGCAUCGACUACAUGCUGUACGCAGAGGAGGGGCUGUGCCCGGACUGGAAGGCUGAGGUAGAAGAAUUCAGUUUUAUCACCCAGCUGUCUGGCCUGACCGACCAUCUCCCAGUGGCCAUGCGGCUAAUGGUGUCUGCAGGGGAGGAGGAGGCAUAGACCAGCCACGUCAUUCAGAGCAGUGGGGCCUCUGCCAACCCUUUGAGCCGCAGCACCUCUGGCCAUGUCCCCUCCAGCGAGCACCAGCGGUGCUGGGGGAGGAGGGCAGAGACCUGGGGGGAGACUUGGUUAGUCCCAGGUGAGCUGGAACCAGCGCUGCCCUGCACCUCUGGGCACUCACUGUGGACAGAAGGGUCAGGCUGGUCUUGGGAGCCACAGCUGCCCAACAGUGCCAUUCUUUCAAAACGUGAUUUUCUACAAAUCUACAGCACAACCUAGUUUGUAACCCGGGGGUUAGUAUGAGAACCGGGUUUCUGUACUCUUUGUAUCUCUUCUCAAGCUUCGUCCAGGGUUCAUUAUUUUUGUCUGCUGCCAUGUUGUCUCGCAUGCCUGCACCCUCGCAUGCACGCUGCCCGCAUGUCAUGUGCCACACCGUAGCCACACAGACCCCUCACUCGGGCCUCACCCAAGGCCAAACUCCAAACACAAUCAGAACCAGCCAAAGAAGCAUUCCUGGGCAUAGGGCCGCCAGCUCCCGCCUCCAGGCCGGACGGCUAAUGAGCAGGGACCAUGAGGGCCGUGUCCAGUUACCAGCAAGCCCGGGCUCUUCCCAGGGUCUUGCAUUCAAGGGCGAUUAUUUUAAAAAGAAAAACAGAAAAAGUUAAGAAAACCCUUCACUUUAGAAGGUCUGCAGACCGUGAGGGAGAACACUGCUCAGGCUCCUCUCUCCCAGCCAAUCAGGGCCCCUGAGUCUCCCCUGAGAGACUUCAAAGUGGGCAAAGGGAAUCUGAGGAGAGAGCAUCACUUUUUUAUAGGAAGAAGGGGAAGUCAUGACAUAAAGGGGUCAGGGAGCUUCAGGUUUUCCAAAUGAUAGAUUUAUAGCUUCUCUUCUGUCAAAACCAACACAUGCCCUCCUUUCUGCCUGAUCCCAUUUCCCUUCUGGACACCUCUCUGCUUUGGGACCAAUCUUUCCCUGGCUGAGCUCAGGAACUGUCUGCCUGCCUCUGGGUGGGGCUGCAGCUCUGUCCUCCCAGCCCCAUCCUCAAAAGUGACCCAGGGCCCUGGGUGAAGGGACAGGAAGCCAAGGUGCAGAAAGGCAUGUCCCCUCACCAUUACCAGUGUGUAGGCUGGGGGUGAAGGCCAGGGGCCACCGCUUGCCUGGGGCAUGGAGUGGUACUGGUUGGCAUCCAGGCCAGUAGACACCCAUUCUGCCACCGUGUGACCUGGGCAGGGCAUGGCAAAGCCUGCAGGUGAAGUCCACAGCUCCCCACUCCACGGCAGCUCUGCCUCUGCCUACCUGAUUUUUUAAACAUGCCUGGAGAUACUCCCCAGUCACACGAGGGAGGGUUGUGUCUGUUUUCCCAUGCAAGGACCCUCCAACUCAGACUGUUCUUGACAACUCCCCACUGAUCUCCCCUCCUUGAAGUGCCCUGACCUUGUGCCCACCUGGCUCAGAGCCAGCUCUGCCUAUCAAGGCUGGGGAAUGCACCAUGAUCUUUCUGCCAGAAGCCUCCUCCUGGUGCUGGCACGCAGAUGCAGUGCCUUGUCACCCAGUUGAGCUGCAAGAGGGACCAAGAUGGGGCCAAGCAGCCAGUCAGGGGCAGGCCCUGUGCUGGGGAGGACACUCUUGAGAACCAUACACACGGAGGCACUGGUUUGUUUGGGGCAGUGGGCUGCCGGCUUUGUUGCCAGGAGCAUUCACUGACCAAGCCCCCAGCCCCACCCUGAGUCCAGAGCCAGGAGGGGCUGCUCACCACUGAAGGCACAACCCCACCUGGGCUCUCUGCUGUGCCUAAGGGCCUGGCCUUCAGGGCCUUGGCUAAGCCAAAUGGGGCCCCCACUCCCAGGAGCAGCCAGGAAUCUCUGCUCACACAGGUGGGGCCCAACUAAACACACUCAACGCCUGGAUGGCUGGGACUGAGCAAAGGCCCCAGGCUUCAAGUUGGAUGUGUGUCCAGGAGAGCAGCAGGGACAGAGGCCAGGGUUCCUGAAGCAGAGAAACUCCGGGCCCAGCCUGCAUCCUUCUGAGGAGUCACCUCCCUCCCAGGGCAGCUCUACGGGAGCCACAGCACAGGGGUACAUGCUUCUCUCCCUACUCACAGGGCGGCCUUAGGCAAGUCAUACCUCCCUGUGCCUCGGUCACUUCCUGUCCUAACAAGGUCACCUCUGCCCAGCCUGGCCCUAGUAUCUGGAGCCGGACCAGCCUGUGUCCCAGCUCCCCUUGCACUUCCCUCUGGCGCAGCUUCAGCAUCGAGGACGCCACUGCCCAACCACAUGUUUCAUCAAGGCUGUGGACUCCUAGGGCCAUGCACAAGCCAGACUUUUCCAUUUUGAUUUCUAAAAAACAAAGAAAACACUACCAGAAUCUCAGAUUCUGUGGCAUCUAGGCCUAGGAGGGGUGGACACAGGGGUCACUCAAAUCCCCAACUGAGGCCCCCAUGCCCACUCCAGGCCCAGCCUCCUCCAGAGAAGCCAGGAGGCAGGGGUCAGCUUUAGAAGGAAACAGUCAUUUCCAUUUGUCCAAACCACCUUGAGUUUUAAGUAUGAAUAUUAACCUUGAUGCUUUUUAACUACUGUAUUAACUUGCUGAGAUUUAGAAAUACUGUUUUAAAAAAAAACAAAAUUUUUUAAUUUCUGUAUUUUUUUCUGUAUUGUAUCCUCAUGGGACAUUAGGGGUUUUAUAUGGUAAGCACACCUAAGGUUUUGGUAAAAUUAUUAUCAAAUAUAUAUCCAGACGAUUCUUCCCUAGAAGAAAAACAAUCUUUACACCUGAUAAAAUAUUUUGAAAAGAGAGGUGUUUUUCCCCUUUACUGGUGCUGAACAGAAAGAUGGAUAACAAGGAUAAAAUAAAACUGUGAGGCUCAA